UGUGGUUUUUCUGUGUGUGUGCGUUCCUUUGGCCUCUUUUGUGCGUGACAGUGUUUUUCACACAAGCAUCCAGAUAGCGGUGACGAUGUGAGAGGCUGACAGAGUCGAGGCGGGCGGCGAGUCAGACCGAACAACCACAAAAGCUGAUUAAACGAGAGGAUUUCCUGGAAGCGCCUUGAAAUGAGGACCGACACUCUCCGAAAAGAAGUUAAACACCAUGGAGGACAUCUCAUACGCUCCCCGCUUUGCCAAUUUCCAUCCUCCUCAUGCAUCCUUCCACCUCACCCAGAGCCCCGAGGUGGACUCCCUCCAGCUGUAUGGCGGUAGCGCGACCUCCUUCCCUUCCUGGAGGACGACAGGGGACACGUGUGCAGAGGACAUUCACACAAGCGAGCGCUUUGCGGACGCUUGGGAGCCGUGUGAGGACAUCUACGGCAAUGUGGACGGACGCUGCAAUAAUGUCGGAGGUGAGCACGGGACUUCUAACGGCUUCUACGACAAACCGAGGAGAAUGUCCUUCAGGGGAGAUGAGAGGACUUGGGAUGGUGCGUCCUCCCGUGAAGACAUGGACCAACCGCCAUGGCUCCAGUCCUCUUCAGUGGGCCAGUUGCCUUCGAGCAGUCUGCCUCCAACGUCAACUCCUCAGAAACUGGACUCCUUCUCUGAAGCCUUCCUCUCCCGGCGGAGGAGAACAUUCCCACAGGUUUUCCACCGAGAAUCUUCUGGACCCAUCCCGGAGUCUGAGGUGGUGAACGACACACUCGUAUUAAAGCAGAAGUGCGUCCCUCCUUCUCCUCAACCCUCUCACCUCAGGUCGCCAGUGUUUGAUCCCUCACAGGCACCAUUACCGUCCACCUUGAUGGAUUUCGCCAGUCCUUCGUCAGGAGGAGAAGCCAAGUAUGGAACGUUGGACAUUUUUGCCGCCCACUUUCCGUCCCUGUCGUCGCUCUACUCCAGCGUGAUGUGGCAGCUUCCUGUCGUGCGGGACGGAGCAGACAGCAUGGAGGGACACCUGAGCGCUUCACUUGCUGGAGACUACCACAGCAUCAGACCCUUUCCACAUCCCGAGUUAGCGUUCCCACCACACAGCGUCCCAUCACAGGCACCUCAACAUUGGGAAGCAGCAGCAAGUCAACCUUUCCUCACCCACUGUGCACCCGUGACGAAUCAGAACUACACCGGAACUCCUUUUCUCAGCAUCUUUCGCCCCGGCACGGACACAAUGAGAAGGCACUACACUCCCCGACCUCUCCUCAACCCAGGCCGCCGAGGGACAGGGCUCUACUCCUCCCUCCCAUCACUCCAUCCUAGAGAGGAGGAAACGGCAGAAGAGGAGAAGACUGAGUUGGGCGCGACUGCAUGGGUCAACACAGGCAAGGAGUUCCAGGCAGAACUCCCCCCUGAGCAGUCCAGGGUAAGGUCACCGGACACGGAGUUGAACUAUGAACAGUUGCUGUGGAAGCCGCAGAGAGAGCUAGCAGAGAGUGGCGCCUUGCAAGACCAAGUGGAGAAGCUGCUGUUGCUGUGUAGUUCCAGCUGCCUACCAGGAGGGGGCAGCAACACGGAGCUGGCGCUGCACUGUCUCCAUUCCUGCAAGGGCGACAUAGUGGCCACGCUGGAGAUGCUCCUGCAAAAGCAGGCCUGGCCUACAGGGGACUACCACUACUCAGGUAGUGACUUUUGGAGUGAGCAUGAAAAGAGUGACUUCAACGCAGCCCUGAACACAUAUGGAAAAAACUUUACACGCAUUCGCCAAAUGGUGAAGACCAAGACAACACACCAGUGUGUGGAGUUUUACUACAAUAACAAGAAACUUCAAGACAAACGGAGAAAACAAGAAGAGCGGGAGAAGCAGCAGGAAAAGUUCAAGGAGGUCCGCUACCCUUGCAAGCAAUGCGGCAAAAUUUUCUUCAAGAUCCAGUCACGUAACGCUCACAUGAAGAUCCACCGGCAGCCUCAGGAGGACUUGACUGACGAGUUCCCUCGACAUUUCGCAGUCAAUCACCCACACCCUCUGGAAGCACCAGCUGUGUCGUUUCCGUGCGCAGACAGUCUGCUCACCCUAAAUCUGGCUGACAUCGGCACAUCAGAACACGUCUUAACCGGCAGCUCCAACUCUCAAGUAAGAACUAUCGCCGAUGCCAGGGGCUCAAAACAAACAGAAACCGAGCCGUUUGCCCUCGCUUUUGACCAGUCGUGGGCUUGUUUUCAUGAUUUGUUCUGCGAGAGUUCACAGGAGGUAGGGGGAGCUCAGGCGGGUGAGACCAAAGAGCCAAUCGGCUGGUUCUAGUCGUUACCUUGCCUUAAAUCAGGGUGUCUAAAAUUUUUACAUAAAGGACUGCAUGGUUAAAAAAAAACUAAAAAAAACCCAAAAAAUGCACAGGUAUAUUUUGAUUGUUUUAAUUUUGUAAAAAAAAAAAAAAAAGGCUAAAAGAGACUUAGACUUCCUUUAUUGUCAUUCAAAUUUGAACUUUACAGUAUUGAUAAUAGGGAUGUCCCGAUCCAGGUUUUUGCACUUCCGAUCCGAUACCAAUAUUGUUUUGCACUUCCGAUCCGAUACCGAUACUGACCGAUAAUGGCCUAUCCGAGCAUGUAUUAAAGUUUAAAGUUAUUUAGCCUACUUAGUUGUCAGAAUCAUGCUGAAAAGGGUUUUAGUACUCUUGAUAACAACUAGCCAGCUGAAUUAGGUGAGUUUGAAUAAUACACAAUGGUUGGUAACAAGAAACUGACCUGUUUAUUCAAGGAUAAACACAAAAUAGACAAAAUUAUACAUGACAAACAGAAAUGGCAUC
Molecule: messenger RNA, 2792 nt
Organism: Nerophis lumbriciformis (worm pipefish)
Lineage: Eukaryota; Metazoa; Chordata; Actinopteri; Syngnathiformes; Syngnathidae
Biological process (GO): regulation of transcription by RNA polymerase II; negative regulation of DNA-templated transcription
Cellular component (GO): histone deacetylase complex; transcription regulator complex
Molecular function (GO): transcription corepressor activity
Source: RefSeq, a predicted model, not a curated record